Paramuricea clavata is the source of this 17454-nucleotide messenger RNA. Lineage: Eukaryota; Metazoa; Cnidaria; Anthozoa; Malacalcyonacea; Plexauridae. The record is from the annotation of a GenBank genome assembly.
AUGAACGCAAAAGUUCAUCGAAAAGAUGAAGCCAACUUCUUAUCUAAACUCACGCUUUGGUGGAUUGUUGACCUGUUGUGGAGAGGAAGAUUAAAGCCAAUAAAUCAAGAUGAUCUUGAUCCUGUCAGAGAAGAAGAUUGCUCGGAGUAUCGAACCGAACUGUUGGAGAAGACUUGGCGAAAUGAAAAAAUCUCUGCAAAUCAAACAAGGAGAAAACCCAAACUUUGGAAAGCAAUGCUGAAAUGUUUCUCGUGGAAAGAAUAUGGACUUUUAAGUUUAACGUGUUUCUCUAGCAUCUCGGGAAAUAUUUUGUAUCGCUAUUCUACUCUAAAAUUAAUAUAUUCUGUGCUGAGUAUUACUGCUCAUGAUCUAGAAUCCAGAAAUCAGUAUCUUGUCAACGUAUGGGGCAUGAUUAUUGGAUCUAUACUUACAAAUUUUGGCAUUCGACAUUUUAAUUUAAUCACGCCCAUAUUAGGGAUAAAAUCCAGAGCGGCCGUUGUUGGUAUGAUUUAUAAAAAGGUAGGUAACUUCAUCACUCUAUCAUUCGCAUUGCAGCAGAGCAAGUAUAUUUUCACAUUGUCUACGUGGAGGGAGUUAAUUCAUCUCCAACCCAACGGCGUGUCGCAGCCGUUCUUGGCGAUAGCCGGAGUUUGGGAUGCCAAUUCCGCUGGCGAUUUAGGCGGCCCCAGUAUAUCAUAACAGAGCGAAAUUAUACAAAUGAUGAAUGUUUAUGAGUGCAAAGUUAAAAACAUUUUCAAGACGUGAAAGAUGAAAUUUUCCAUUCCACAGAAGGAAUGGAGCAUUUCAUCAUUGACCGAAUGAAAAUAUUUUUACUAUUGCGGUAUUAAUGAAAACAUUAAUUACUUGUUUAACAGUCCAGUUAAUCCCAAACAGCAGUGUAAUUCUCUGUAAUCAAAGUGCAAUUUUCUGUAAUCACAGUGAAAUUUUGUGUAAUUACAGUGCAAAAAUCUGUAACAAAUUGAUCUGAUUGGUGGGAAAAUAAUGUGAUAAUAAAAUCAACCAAUCAGUUUAAAUAGUUUAGUUUAAAGAAGUAACGGUCACAGAUUGCUUCAAAACAAAACAAAUACGGCGCCGCACUACAUUGAAGACGAUAAAGUAAAAGUUGACUUUUGUUGGAAAAUAUCGCUUUUAAUGGAAAAACCUUUACUUCAAACAUGACCAACAAAACUUUCAAGCUGUUAGCCAUGGGCGUACCGGAAGGAAAAAAUUAGGGGGGCGGAAAGAAAAUUGCCAGACUUUUCGGGAUUCUGCCCGACUAGUACCAAAAACUUUUUUCCGGAAAAAUUAUUCUGGCGACCUCCCCCCCCCCUCCCCCCCCGUCGCCAAAAAAAUUUCGGUCAGUGUACCAUUUUAGGGGUCAAAAAAAUUUUCCGAACAACCAAAAUUUUUCGGAACAUACCACAAAUUUUCGAAAAAUCACAAAAUUUGGCAAAACAUUGACUUAAUUUUACACAAAAUUGACAGAAUUCGUCCCAUUUUCUUUUAUUGCAAGCCGAAAAAUUCCCCGACUGCUGAUCGAAUAUUGCCCGACUGCCCAAAAAACUGGGGGGGCUACCGCCCCCCCCCCCGGUACGCCUAUGCUGUUAGCGUUGUAUAAUGUGAUAUAAUAAAGCCAGGAAAACUUUGCAAGUGGAAUGUUCGUUAUAAACUUAAGUUAAAACGUCAAUAAACCUUUCUUAUAAUUAUGGCGUCAGCGUGCAUAAGCUAUUUUGUGACGUCAAACGCGGAUAAAUACUUCGUCUUCGAUUUUCUUGUUUGUUUUGUUUUGAAAGUUUUUCUCCAGGAAAACUCCACAAAAGCGGUAGGUUUUGCUAAUUUUAUUUAUUUAAAUCAAUUAGUAGGUAAGACGUCAUGUUUUCAAUGAAUGUUGAUAAAAUUUAGUGUAUAUUUCCCUCUUGAACGUUGUCAAAGUGACUGAAAAACAAAGCAGUAAUGGCUACGGAUACUAAGACGAGAGAUUGUCUCACUAUUUUAUUUUCGAUUUUUUGUGCCUGUUUUACGGAUGUUUAAACUAUUUUUUGUGUUUUAUUAAAAGUCAACAGUUAUACAUUCAUACAUAUUAAGACAUACCAUACUGCAAAUCCUCUGAAAAUUGUAAAAAAUCGGCUUCUAAUAAGAAAAUGGUCAUGACAAACUUCAUAUUCUGGCUGGCUUAUUUUCUCUUCAGAUGGCACUUCAGCUUUAAAAUCACAUGAGCACAGAUUUGUUUAAUUAACAUCACUGAUUUGGGAAUACGACGAGCAUCGGCCAUAAAUAUGCCUGACUUUUUGUCAUAAUAAAUGUUGCAUGAACAACUACCAAAAUACAAGGAAAAUUUUUGCUGUAUAGUGCAGAGCCAUAGGACUGAAUUUAUAAAAUCAGCAGAGAAUAUGGUCAUUUUUUCUGUAAGAUAUGGAGUGAUUGAAUUUUACAGUUAUUACAUAAGAUAAAAAUAAGAUUGAAUAAUACUGUAAUAGUGAAUGUUAUUACAAUAUAAAUAUGAAUAUGAACAAAUGGUUUUUUAUAAUGUGGAGUGUACAGUAGUUAGAGUUGAUUGAGGGCUGAAGUGCCGAAAUGAGCCAGUCAGAAUGUGAAGUUUAUGAAGGAUAUUUUCUUUUUAGAGGCCGAAUUAUAACAAUUUCCAGAAUAUUUGCAGUAUGGUAUGUCUUAUGUAGGAUAAUUUGACUGUUGACUUCUAAUAAAACACAAAAAAUAGUUUAAAAAUCCGUAAAACAGGGACAUAAAAUCGAAAAUAAAAUAAUGAGACAAUCUCUCGUCUUAGUAUCCGUAGCCAUUACUGCUUUGUUUUUCAGUCACUUUGACAACGUUCAAGAGGGAAAUAUACACUAAAUUUUAUCAACAUGCAUUGAGAACAUCACGUCUUACCUACUAAUUGAUUUAAAUAAGUUAUAAAAUUAGCAAAACCUACCGCUUUUGUGGGGUUUUCCUGGAGAAAAACUUUCAAAACAAAACGAACAAGAAAAUCGAAGACGAAGUGUUUAUCCGCGUUUGACGUCACAAAAUAGCUUGCGCACGCUGACGCCAUAAUUAUAAGAAAGGUCUAUUGUUUCGAACAUUUUUAUGUAAAUUAUUAAGGCCACUACAAGUUAAUCUUUAGUUUCUGGUCCGCCACCCGCGUCCUUUCUCAGUAAAGUAUUAUUUCAGGAUUAGUUUUGUUUUCGCGAAGGAUUUAACUUAUAGAACGAUAAACAUUCAAUUUACACUAAAAAGACCAAGCAAAAUGUAGUAUUGAAUGGUAAAAACCGCUGCCUUUUCGAGAUUACGAGGUAAAAAAAAACUAGAAAUAUUAAUAGAUCAUUUUGAUCUGUAAAAUCCUUCUUAAUCUGUCAUACAUGUCGAUUUAUAAAUAAUAUAAAUGCAAUUUAUGUAAAAUUUCAUAACAUUUUGAUACAAUUAGCAUGAAAAGGGACAAGAAAGACCACAAAAAUGUGGGCAAAGCCACAAUUGUAAUUAUGUCCUAAGUCCUAACCGCCGGCCGCCCGUGUCGUAAACGAAGGUAAGGCCGGACCAGAAACUAAAGAUUAACUUGUUGUGGCCUUAUAUAUAACACCAGAAUAGAACAAUGUUAUGGAAUUUGUUAUUGUAUUAAAUACAGGACAAACACAUAGCUGGCAUGCAUACAAUGUUUAAAACAAAUAGAAAUAUACGACAAAUGUACCAUGUUGUCUAAAUUUCUGGCUAAAAAUUCCUGAUUAUGCGAUUUUCCCCAUAAUUAUAAACAUAGUUAACAAGAAUAGCGCAGGUAUGUUUGGGCUGAAGAGACGGUUGAAUGACCAAAACUUCAUAACAUUAUACAUAUCAACGACCGGGACGCAUGUGUACCACAAAACUAUAUAUUAUUCACCCAUUCUUACAUCAUGUACAGCCAGCAAAGAGAUCUUGAUGAAUUGGAAACAGUAUCUCUGUCGUGGAAUUCGUCCCUCUCUAAUUUGUGGAUGCCAUAUAAAUAAAAAACGUAUAAUUUUCUUACAGGUGUUGAUACAAAGUAAAACAACAAUCAACGCGGGUGAAAUAAUGGAAUUGGUAUGCAAUGAUACACAAUGUUUAGUCACAAUGGCAGACAGAGCAUUUCCAUAUUUGGUUCGGAAAACUAUUUCCGCUGUCAUUUACAUCAGUUGGAUUUUAUUCUUAUAUGGAUGGACAAUCGUUCCUGGCCUCCUUCUGUUUUUUUUUGUUUCCUUGUUUCGUAUUUUAGUGACAAGACUUGAUCUUAAUUUACGACAAAAUGCUUCACGCGUGGCAGAAGAACGGCUUGGAUAUCUGCGAGAAGUUCUGACAAGCAUUCGUUCUAUCAAACUUAAUUGUUUGGAACAUAUCUAUGAGAACAAGAUUAAAAACACAAGAUGGUAAGUUUAGACCUAAAUAUUAUUUUCCUCCCACACCAACAAAUCAUUGCUAAUAUAUACACUGAACCAAGGUAUAGGUUUCAAUACACAUCGCAGCCAAGAACGAUUGAUAACGUUCCUAUGCUGAGCAUUAUUAUGACCUUUUCUUAGUUUUAAAGUUUGUUCGUUCACUGCAACCAGCUAUAUCAAUCAUGUUUCGCUCGCUACUCUGGUUUAAUUAAAUGAUUAGGCUACAAAGCCAAGUCGAAUUGUAAUCAAGACCCAACGUUUCGACACUCCAAUCUAGUGCCUUCAUCAGGGGUGAUCUAAAGAUGUAAAUGUGGCUUCUUAAAUACCCAAGAGAUGACGUCACCUGCCAAUGAGAUGCAUGCAUUCCUCUGGCAAAUAGGCACCGUCAUCCCUAUUCAAAGCAUGAUAUCGAUUACUCAUAUUUUUAUGCAACGCUUCUAGGCAUAGUCUUUGACCAUAGCGAUUGUUUGGGCAAUUACUAUGGAAAUUUCCCACGCAGUCUCGUGUUUGGUGUAACAUACAUGUUCUGCUAAAGCUGAUUUUCCCUUGUCUAAAUUUGAAACAGCCUUUUGAUGUUUUUUUAGCAGCGUACGGCGUACCAAGCUGGAGUUUAGACUGACCCAAAUACUCAGGGAUGCCGGAACGAUGUGAAGGCAAGGGGGGAAGAUUUUCGUGAAUGAGCACUUUUGAAUUGAUAUAUACUGAGAGAUGUUUGAAAAACAUCGGGAGUCGAACUUCGCCUAAUCAUGUUUUCUAUUUAUUGGAUGAUAAGGGUGUGAGGGGGUUCUUCGCCAGGCGAUUGUGCUAAAACUGGUAUUCGUGAAGCUCGAUGACUGCAUUUCUUGCGUUCUCUGAAUGGAGUUCGUAAAAGAAUUGCACUAACAUUUCUGACAAUUCGCUAUUUCGUCAAGGCAAUCCUUUAAAUUGAAAGGGAACAAUUGCCCCCCUUGCCCCUCUUGAUAAAGGGCAACGGGGACGGCUGUCCCUCCUGCCCCAUCCCUUUUCCGGCGUCCCUGCAAAUACUCUUUCUCGCAGUCAACGCAUGGUAUAGAAUAUACAGCAUGAGUUUCUGAUUUGUUUUAACGGAUCUUUUGGCUUUGCCAAAAUAUGGCCUAAAGCCAAAAGGGUUUUAAGGCAACAUUAAUAUUACAAUUACUUAAUAUUCUCUUGAUUGGUUCUGUGACACCUUGAAUGUAUGGAACUAUUGCAUAACCCUCAAGCGUAAACAUUCACAAAGCGGUGAAAGAAUUUAAAAAUGUAAUUUUAAAAUGGCUGCGGCGAGUUGUGCUACAAGUAAUUUGAAGCGUACAACCAUUAUACAUAGGCUAGAAAUACAUGCAUGCAACAACCCUUUGUCUAUAUUUUCCAAACAUGAUCAAUGUCAUUGGUUUAACAUGAACUUCGAGGUAUUCCAUAGGCGUCGAAAGAUCGAUAAGUGGGGGGGACCAUAUUCAUAUAUUCGUGUCCUGCAUUAUUAAUUUCUUUUGAAAUCGAUUGUUUUUAAGGUCUGUGAACACGAAUAUAUGAAUAUGCCACCCCCCCCCCCCACUUAUCUAUCUUCCGACGCCUAUGAAGUAUUCGGAUAUGGCCAACCCUGAACGCUGCCUUGCGUUGUGCCACAAGUGUUGCCAUGACAAUACGAUAUUUUUAAAUUUUAAAUAGUUUUACAUUUUUUGUGCAAAACGGCAAAAUAGUUGAAAGAUUCAGUGUUGGAAAGAAAAACUGUUCACGUUUUAAUAGGCAAAAAGUUUAAUUAAAUGAAGCAACAAAUUUUAUCAACAUUAAAUUAAUCUGUUGGUGUUUUGAUGAAAUCCUGAUUCCUGUCCAAUCGCCUGUUACGUUGACGUAGUUCGUCCAUGCUUUGAGGAAGCAGCAUUUCGGUGAACUCGCUUUUCGAAAUCCCCCGUAUUCUCAUGCAUUCUUUCAAUCAUUAUUUCCAAAAGAAGUACGUUGAACUCGUCAACGAUAUUAUGUUUGAUAUACCCUCACUUGUUGGUCUUCCACGAACGGAAAAUACAGAUCAGAAGCAUGAUUAUAGCCAUCUAUUAUAAAAUCAGAAAACUUCCUAAAAUCAUUGGUUAAGGCAACACACACACCAAAAUCUCAAUAAAUGAUCUAUUAACAUAUUCCAACUAUGAAAAAUAUGACAUCGUCUAAGAAGAAUCCAGAUUGAUAUUCAUACGCUUCGGAUGUCAAUAUUUCUUCACUAAGGUGUCUAAUAAAAUGGUUGAAAACGAAACAAUCAAAAUAUUGUAGCUCGCAAAGCAACACGGAUGACUGUGAUUCUUUAUGCAGCGUUUCAUGUUGAAUUUUAAAUCAACAUAAAGCCCAUCGAAUGCAAACUAACAUGUCUACUGAGAUACUGAUAGUUCUUUAGUUAACAGUGUUACACUUUUCAUUUUUCCCGUUUUCAAAAGAAAUUUAAAAAACUGAUGAUCUGGCAACAUGAAAAUUCAUAAAAUGACGAGAGCAACGCCAGCCUCCCAUCAGUAUUGGCGUAUAAUUACAUAUUAGACAAGAUAAUAUCGAAUAACUGUUUAUUAUAUCGAUCGAUACGAUGGCGAUAGUCUGCAAAUUGGGCUGUAAAAUGAAAAGGCAAUGUACUGUAGUAAAAUACGAAUUACACUAGAAUUACACUGAUUCUUUUUAUCUUAUUUAGGCAAGAAAUCAAAUUUAAGGCGAAGCGGUUGAUCAUUUCCUCCGUCAGUUUUUCUUUUUCUACGUUUGGACAACAACUUUCAACAUUUGUGACAAUAAUGGUUCUGAUAUGGACAGACAAGUCCAUACUUACACCUUACCAUCUGAUCACAAUGAUGUUGCUCUUUGCAAACAUCAACGAUGCAGUUCUUUUCGAUAUCCCACUGUCAACUCAUUUUACGACGAACAUAAUUAUGGCGCUUACUCGGAUACAGCGUUUCCUGGAAAGCUAUGAUUUCAUGGAUGUCACGACCGAUGAGAAUCGAGUUCCUGCAGCUGACCAAUCAGAAUGUGUUGAACAGUCAUCUGAAAAGAUGAAAGCUUCGGGGCAUUUAAACUGUACUCCCUACGUUUGGCUAGAUAAUGUGUCAUGUAAUUUACCCGCAUCAGGAGUUUCAAAUCUUCAAGAAAACAGUGUGUCACUGUUAAAGGACAUUUCUUUUAAGAUAUCAACAAAGGGUUUGGUUAUUAUCACUGGUUCUGUCGGUAGUGGAAAGUCGUCAUUGCUCGCAUGUAUUCUUAAUAAGGAACUUCGUGUUACCAAGGGAACAAUAAAGCGUUCUGGAAACAUCGCCUAUGUUUCAGAUAAACCGUGGGUAUUUCCAGGCACCAUUCGACAGAAUAUAUUAUUCGGUUCAGCCUAUGAUGAAAAGUGGUAUUUAGAAAUUGUCGAAGCUUGUCAGUUGGAGAAAGAUUUUAAGGGAUUCCCGAAACUAGACUUGUCUCGUAUUGGCGAACACGGUGCAACAUUGAGUGGUGGACAGCGGGCACGUCUAGCCAUGGCACGCGCGGUUUAUUCACGGGCAGAUAUAUAUUUAAUGGAUGAUCCCUUAAGUUCUUUAGAUGCCAAAGUCGCAGAAAAUAUUUUUAAGAAUGUUUUAAAAAGAAUGUUGUCAGAACGGAUUGUGUUCUUAGUCACACACAAACAUUCCAAUGAAGCUGACUACAUCUUAAUGUUGGAUAAAGGUAUGAACUUACAGUCUUCAAAUUAUAUCUAAACUAUAAUUUUGUGCAUUGAAGAUAUUAAUUUUAUAGAUGUUCGAGUAAAAUCCACAUUGUCGUUUGCAGAUAACAAACACGGAAUAGCCAAAACUUAAAAAAAUGUUUAAGUUAUUGAAAACAAGCGAAAGAGAUGCUUUCUGUUUUGCAUUAACCAAAACUGUGGUCACCCUGGCUACUCAAUUUGAAGUAAAUAAAUAUAAUGUUGGCGACGUCUAUUCAUGCAAACUCGCAAGGCGUAAAAAUACAAAACAUCAGACUUUAAUUCAAUAGAUUACCGAAACCACUAAAUAUAAUAACACUAAUACAAAAUACAAAAUACAAAAUACAAAACAACGGUAAUUCCGUAAAGAAACAAGGAAAUUUAUGUCGCGCACAUCAUUAGAUAUUCAUAGCAUUUCGGACAAUGACAUGGUGUACUUUACAUCACGUGUGUCUAUCUGGAUACGCCGUCUAGACCAGGACUUUAAUUACUUCAAGUGGGAAGGGCUUUGAACAAUAGGGAAGUUGAGGGGUAAAGAACUGAUUAUACCGGUUGCCCCCAAAAAAAUUACUCCUGUUUGAUUCGUAAUAACUUCUAAACAAGUAAAGUUUUUAAAGAGAAAUAACUUGCAUUAAAUAGAGGAAGGACUAACUUAGAUUUUAAUAUAUUACAGUUGUAUUUAACUUAAAAAUUCACGGAUAUAUUAAUGUUAAAAAUGGGGAGCAUAUUUUGGAAUGUGUCUAAAAUUAGCGAAAAUCGGCAUAUCAAAUAUUAACUCCAGCGUUUGUUUGCUUAAUGACAUAUUAGGCUAACUUGUAUUUCAGCGAAUUAUCGUUAAGGUUUGUAAGGGAUAUGGCGUAGAUUUAGACAUCUUACAUGUAAGUCUUAGCUCAUUGUUUCCUGAAAUAUGAACGUUCGAAAUCAUGAAAGUAUUUAAUAUUAGGUCUUUGCAAACUUAAAUGUACAUGAAAGACUGACCAUGGAAGGCAGGCGCUUAAAUUUUUCGUAUUCUUAAAUAGCCUAAUUUUUUUAUGUUUUUAAUGGGUUCAAACAGACUGACUAGAUUAUUUCUCGGUUAGAGCAGGAUGAAUAUUCUUUAUUGAAGGAAAUAAUAUUGCUUUUUGCAAAUACACAUCACCGUAUCAACGCUACAAUUUUGUUACGUUUUAUUCCAAAAAUGUUGCAUGUCUCUGGGGAGUUGCUUAAUUGUUAUGUCUUAUGGAGUUGUAUGGUUUGAUUGUGUUUCAUAUAAUCUCAGUUUACUCCAUGAACUUGCCAAGAUUAAGAAACGGCAAAAGAGUUUGGGUGUUCUUAACAAGAUUUCAGAACGUUGCAGAAGUUAGAAGAGCUUCACAAUUCCGUUGUGACAGCAUGCCCUAAUUCAGAACUAAGAACGAUCCAAUGACGAUCCUUCGCGAUGCAGUGGUCUCAUGAAAUAAGGAAACGUAUUCGUGCUAGGAACACACGCGAAUUUCGGACGAAUGAAUCUUGCUUGUAUUUUGUAGAUAUCAUAAUACUUUGUUUCAUAAUAAACAAUUUGUCAAGUGUCAUUUAUUUACUGGUAAUAGUGCAUGUUUUCAGGGCAAAUCUCGAUUAAUAUUUGAUACGCCGAUUUUUGCAUAUUUCAGACACAUCCAGAAAUAUCCUCCCGAAUUUAAAGAUUAAUAUCUCCGUGAAUUUUUAAGUGAAAUACAACUGUAAUAUAUCAAAGUCUAAGUUAGUCCUUCCUCUAUUUGAUGCAAGUUAUUUCUCUUUAAAAGAGGCCUACUCUGGGGCGGUAAAUCGCCUUAAAUCGCUGCGAUAUAAUGCGAUUUUGGGCGAUUUUAGGCGAUUUAAGGAAAAACUGGGACUUUCAAGCACUGUGAUUUAAUGCGAUUUUAGGCGAUCUAAGGCGAUUUAAAGAAAAUUCUAAAUUUUAGGGAUUGCAAUUUAGACCUGUGUUUUCAAGGUAAUUGAAUUUUAUAUUUUGCUCCGGUUUCCUCCCACAAGGCAAAAUAUGGCAGGGUGGGUUAGAAUAAACACAGUUAGAAAAGUGAUAUAAUAUUCUCAUUCUUAUAAAGAUAUAUAGUCUAGACUAACAUAAGUAACCCUAAUACUUGAUGUAAGCGGUGACUGAAAAACUCCCCAAAGGGGAGUGAGCUGAAUGUAAUGUUUUCACACACAUUGACACAUAUGCAUUGUAUGAAGCAAAAUACAAUUAUUACAACAUGUAUGUACAUUUUAUAUAAAGCUAGGUUAAUAAUUAUUGUAUUUAACCCGAAUCAUAUAUAAAGCUCAAUAUUCGUGAACUUUUCAUCCAUUGUCUUAUUUAGAAGCUAUUGGAGUUCAUCUUGUGGGGUCAUGUGGUCAUGCAUUCAUGGCUACAUUAUAUACAACAAAUAUUGUAAACAGUUAAUAAAUAUACUCUACUUAAGGGGCAUGUACGGUACAUAAUUGCAAAAUACCAACCUAUAACUAAACUACACAUGUCUUAGGCUAAACUUUAAUAUUAUUAAUUGCAAAAUAUAAUAGAUAUUUGAUUUCCAAAAGAACCACAGCCCACAGGGAGUACAGUAGAAACGCACAAUAUAUUUAUACAGUUACAAUAAGCUAUAUUCCUAUAAAUUACCUUGUCACCCUUGUAAGUGAAAUUGUUUUGUUUUGUAUCUUGUCAAUACUUCUUUAUUUAGCUUGCAUUUUAUUUAAACUGUUUCAACAAACAUGUUUUAUAAAAUUAUGUUUGAUAUCUAUAUCCAGAAACAGUAUUGUCACGCAUUCGGAAACUGUCGGCGUAAUGCCGUAAAGUUUAAUUUACAUGAAGUACAUCGCAUAUAAAUGGUCGGAAUUCUAAAUUAUUUAAAAAAAAUACUAAACAAAAUGAUAUUAAACAAAUGGCACACCGCGCACUACAUCGUGGUUUUAAGUCUUUUACCUGAUAAUUUGUCAAGUGUUCUGCAAACAAGCAACAACAAAGAUUGUAUGGUAUGUACGAUGUAAUAAUUGUUUUACUGUUUAUUUUAUAUACAGAUCUGGAAAAUUUAAUAGAUGAGAGUUGAAACUUGCAAAUCUCGCUCAUAUUAAACCUCACAGAUGUUUUUCGUAUGAUAGCCAAUAUAAUUAUAACUAGGAGCUAGAGUAUAACCAUGCACAUGUCGAAGUACAACCAUUGUAUACAAUGCAGUGCUCGAUCUACAUGCAACAGUGCAUAAAUUGCAGGAUGACCUUAUUAUAUACUCGUACUCAUUGACUCUCAUUAUCAUAGUCUCCUACUGUUGUUCUAACAGCAAUUAGGCUUUGAGAAGCCAUGUAUAUUAUAGAUUAAUUUGUAGCCCAGCCACCAUAGUCCAUAUAAAUUGUAGCCCAGCCUCCACAUUUUACACCAAUAAUGAAAUUAACCAGUUUAACUCAAUUUUGUUGCUGGUCGUGUAAUGGAAUCUAUGGGUCUUUCAUAUCUCAGAAUUGCCUAAUUAUUGUAAAGUCUGCAUAAAGCAGAAAAAGGCUCUGUUUUUAUUAACGACCGGAGCCUAUUGAGUGACUAAAUAUUGUCAGCCUAAUCCACUUAUUUGAUUUAUCCAUGUUGCAUUACUUUUGAUUGCAAAACACUUGGAUUAUACAUGAUUUGCCAGCAAAAUAGCAGCAAUUGAUAAACUUGAGUACAUUAUUGACUGAAUGUAUCAAACAGAAUGCAUGUUGGCGAGUUAAUGCGAUUUUAAGCAUGGGCGUACGGGAAGGAAAAUAUUAGGGGUUGGAAAGAAGUGAUUGGGGGGGGGGAGAAGUGAUUACAAAAAAUUCCUAUUAGAUAGCAUAUUUCCCACAUAAUUGACAGAAUUUCCCACAAAAUUGACAGAAUUUGUCCCAUUUAUUUCUAUAAUAAACCAAUAUUGCCCGACUGUGAAGCGAAUAUUGCCCGGCUGGCUUUGUUUGCCCAACAAAACCAGGGGGCGACCGCCCAGCCAGGAACUGGGGGGCGGUCGCACCGUCCCCACCCCCGCCCAGUACGCCCAUGAUUUUAAGCGAUUUUAGGCGAUUUAAAGCGAUUUUAGGCGAUUUAAGAUAAAUUUGACCAUUUUAACCCGCGAUUUAAUGCGAUUUUAGGCGAUUUAAGGCGAUUUACCGCCCCAGAGUAGGCCUUUAAAAGCUAUACUUGUUUAGAUGUUAUUACGAAUCAAACAGGAGUACUUUUUUUUGGGCCACCCGGUACAAAUAUUUUUAAUUGCUAUGUUUAGAAUUAUUUCUAAAUUUAGAUUUAGAAUUUUUUUCUAAUUACACUUUAGAUGUAACACUUUUUCUGAACGUUUGAAAACUACAUAAAUAUACGAAAAGGAAAAUUACAAUUUUUUACCAACUAUCAUAAUAAACAGUGCUUUAAACACUACAGCAAUAAUACAUUACCGUCUAAUAUAUUGUCACGUCGGCUCUUUCAUUUUCCACCAGACAGAGCCUUAUCGCACACAAUGGUGUCGCCACAAUCAAUUAACACCUCAUCCAGAUAAAACUGAGUAUAUGAUCAUGAGUCGAAGAAAAUUUAUUCGUCCUCUUCAGUGAUUAAAGUUAGGUGAAAGUCAGAUAAAACGUGUCGAGUCAACAAGAUGCUUAGGUCUAGAAAUAGAUUGUCAUUUGAAAUGGAACAUCCAUGUUUCAUCUUUAAUUAUAUCGUUUGGCAAAAAACUAAAUCUCCUUAAAUCAUUAUAUUUCUUACCGAUUAACGCAAAAUUGGACUAGUCUUCUACUUCAAAGUUGUUUUAAUUUACCUUAUAUAACUUACGGAAUCUUGAUAUGGGGAUCUUGCGGGAACAUUUGUUUGAUGAAUUGGAAAAGAUACAUGUUCGCGCAGCAAAGAUAAUUUUUGGUUUCGAUUGGAACACCCCUGGGAAAGACGUCAUCAACAAAGCUAAAUGGUUCACCCUCAAUGAUAUGUACAAACAACAACUUGUAUACCUAGCGUACAAAUGCUAUCAUGAAUUAUCUCCUCCAACUUUGCAGUCAAUCUUUUCGAAAAUUAAAAUGUUCACCGCUACCAACUUAGAAAUAAAAUGACUUAUAAACUUCCUAAACCGAACACGGACUUUCUUAAGAAAUCAAUCUCCUUUCAAGCUGUUAGUCUAUGGAACGGACUGAGCCUUGAACUGAAAAUUAGUAGAACGUAUAAAGAAUUUAAAAAGUCUGUUAAAGCGCUUAAGUUGUUAUAGAUGUAAUAUUUCAAAUCCGAGUUAGUGUUUUAGACGUGGUUUCUAAAUACAAGUGCCACGAACAAUGGCGAGGCGCAGCCGAGCCAUUGUUCAUGGCACUGGUGAUUUGGAAGCCAAGUUUAAAACACUAACGAGGAUUUGAAAUUGCUUCUCACACAUCAUUAGACUUUCAUAGCAAUGAGGCAUGAAAUUAUUAGAUAUUCAAAAAAGUGAGCGUGGGCAUUAACGAUUACAUUCGCUUGAAAGUUUGCAUGAAGCGCAACGAAGCAUUCAGUUCGCUUUCGUCGUGAAUAGAUUAAUUUUAUUGGCAAAAGAGCAUGGUAUCUUCUUAUAAUAUAAGAAAAAGCGGUUUCGAGAACCAGAAAGUGUUGAGCACAGCAUUGUGCACAGUAUUGUCGCUCGGCUGACAAGGUUGGGGAUCCGAAAAACGAUAUAUCAGAUUGUGUGUGCGAUAACGCGCUAUCUGGUGGAAAAUGAAAGAGCCGAAGUGAAUAUAUAUUUUAUAGACGGUAAACAUUACUGGUAAGUUGCUGUAUUAUAGUGUUUAAAGCGCUGUUUAUUAUGAUAGUUGGUAAAAAGUUGGUUUUCCUAUAUUUAUGUAGUUUCCAAACGUUUAGGAAAAGUGUUAGCUAUAAAGUGUAGUUAGAAUAAAUUUCUAAAUACAACUUACUGUAUUUAGAAAUAAUUCUAAACAUAGCAAUUAAAUAUAUUUGCAUAAUCUUUUGUUUACGCCUCAAUUUUCCUAUUGUUCAAAGCUCUUCCCACUUGAAGUAAUUAAAGUUCUGGUCUAGACGGGGUAUCCAGAUAGAUACACGUGAUGUAAAUUAAACCAUGUCAUUGGCCGAAAUGCUAUGAAUAUCUAAUGAUGUAUGAGAAGUGUGUGUAUAAUAGUUUGGGUCAUGCAAGUGUCUAAUAAUGUGAUUGUUUGUUAUGUGUUUUUAUGUGAACAAUUAUGCUUUAGUGAACAGUUACUCUAUAGUCAUGUUUUCGUGGAAUUUGUUACUUAGUUACACGACCACAUCAGCUAUCCUGUAAAAUUAUCGUGUUAAAAUAAAUGCUUUUAUUAUUAUUGUUAUUAUUAUUAUUAUUAUUAUUAUUAUUAUUAUUAUUAUUAUUAUUAUUAUUAUUAUUAUUAUUAUUAUUAUUAUUAUUAUUAUUAUUAUUAUUAUUAUUAUUAUUAUUAUUAUUAUUAUUAUUAUUAUUAUUAUUACAUUUCAACUCUGUAAAAUUUGUAAAUCUUUCGAUUAGUUCUCUUGGUGUUUUCAGUAAAGAAUGUUCUACUUUCAUAGAAAUGCUUAAUGAUUUUGGUUUUCAAAAGCAACAUCAGAAUUACUGUAUUAGAAGAAUGACGACGAUUGCAAUCCGAACAACGUAUUAUAUAUUUUGUUGUCGAAACAAGGAGUGGAUGAAUCCGGAACUGUUAAGUGUUUAAACGUUGUACUGUCAUUUUGUUAUCUUAAUAGUAUAAUUUUUGCAUAUAUAAUCAGUGAUUUAAGUAGCCAGUUGUAAAUUACCUGAUAUAAGUGAGAUUUGCAAUUGUAUAUAUAAGCUAAAUAUCCAUUUAAUAAAGUUUUCAUUAUUAUGAUGUGCGAGAAGCAAUUUCAAAUCCUCGUUAGUGUUUUAAACUUGGCUUCCAAAUCCCCUUUUUCAUGAACAAUGGCUUGGCUGCGCCUCGCCAUUGUUCAUGGCACUUGUAUUUAGAAACUAUACGUCUAAAACACUGACUCGGAUUUGAAAUAUUACAUAAAACAAUAGAUAUGUGAAUUAAAGUUAAUGAGACAAACCUGGUCGACUAUAAUUUCAUUGUGACAUGAUAGACUUGUUAAAAGCCACAAAAGAAGUCGAUGUCCAAAGUUCAAAUAUUUCUGCGGGCACGUGCAAGCCGAAUGAAAGCCUAAAUGAUGGAAUGUCCAACCACAACUGUCCUUGCGCAGCCACACUGCGAUUCCAAAUCAAAUCCUGUGUUAACGAAAGAAGACUCAGUUGUGCAGAACGCUAUAUUUGAAGAUUGAAUAUCUCAGGGAAUUGGAUUCGUUUGCAUAAUAUAGCGAGCAAAAUAUUUUAACUGAGUAUCGCGUUUUCUAACAAAUUCUUUUUUUUAGUAAUACAGAUUCAUCAUAAAAAAAUAAGACCGUAUAUAAUAUAUUCCUAAAAUAAUAAAAUGAUUUGUACGAGCAUUUUCUUUCACAACCAGAUAAUAUUGAAGACAAUAAUAAUUACAAUAUGAUUUUGAUGCAGGUGCAGUUGUAGCUCAGGGAACUGUGGAAGAAGUAAAAAAGGAGAUCCCAGAAAAUAAAGAGAAUAUUGAAAAAGUUAUUGAUGACGAUCCUCAGCAUGUGGAAGAUGGCGAUGAUCCAGCACAAAUUGAACAGUUACGUGAAGCAGAAGAAGAUCGCCAGGUUGGAAAUGUUUCCAUCAAAGUUCAUGCAAAGUAUUUCACGUAUGGAGCGCCAGUGACAAUCCUAUUUCUGAUUUUAUUGGCAAUUAUAGCGGGACAAGGUAAAAACGAAUGUAGCACAAUAUAAUCGAAUCAACCAACUGGACGUUCCAGCUAAUUUACAAUUUUUGAUCAACCAAAGGCCUAGCUUCUAUUGUUCUACUUUACCAGAACAUAGAAUACAACAGAAGUAAGUUAUGUGCCUUGGUAAACUGGGACAAUAGUAAUUAGGUUUUUGGGCUAUCUGUUGUUGUUUAUUGUUGUGCGACUUGGUGCGACUUUGACACUGGGAAGCUGCAGCUGCACCACUAAAUCCAUAGCAUAUCCAUACUAUUUUGAUACUAUAUCCAUAGUAUGGAAAUAUGCAAUUAUAUAUGGAUAACCAAAAUCCAUUGUAUUUCCAAUAAAGGUCCAUACAAUUUCUAUUCUAUGACCUUCUAUGGAUUUCGAAUUUUUUUCCCGGUGUAUGCGACUUAAAGCCCGCCGCACACGAGCGCACUUGUCGCGCCUACUUGCUAUUCGUGACAAGUUGGAUCGACAAAAUUUCCUCGUGUGCGAGCAACAUUUACGGCAUUUUCGUCAUUCGUGACAUGUAAACUAAAUAUCAAACAUGUUUGAUAUUUUUCGUCAUUCGUGACAAAAAAAUUCUCGUGUGCGGCGAGCAAACGACAAGCGCGCCUGAAUAGGAAAUUUUGCGCAUGCGUGCAACUUGCAGAAUUAAAAACAAGACACGAGCUCGUGAUUUUGAUCCGCCAUGUUGUUUUUAAUUCUGAAAGUUGCUGCACGCAUGCGCAAAUUUUCCUAUUCAGGCGCGCUUGUCGUUUGCUCGCCGCACAUGAGAAUUUUUUGUCACGAAUGACGAAAAAUAUCAAACAUGUUUGAUAUUUGGUUUACAUGUCACGAAUGACGAAAAUGCCGUAAAUGUUGCCCGCACACGAGGAAAUUUUGUCGAUCCAACUUGUCACGAAUAACAAGUACGCGCUACAAGUGCGCUCGUGUGCGGCGGGCUUAAACUAUUUUUAGUCCCCGCGGGAAGGCUUUGGAAUAGAACAAUAUAAAUGAUCUGGGCAAAAAAAUUCAUUAUUAUUAAAAUUUCGAAUGGUAUGUAUUGUACUAUAUUGAAAUAUUUUUUGCCAAUUAUUUUUAAUCGCUUUGUUUUUGCUAGGAUUGAUCUUGUGGGUUGACAUUCAAGUGUCAUCAUUACCAAAUUUGGCAAACCAGACAGACAAGUUUCACACAGCGUUAUAUGUAUAUCCAGUAUCUUUGAUUGCUACAGUAUUAGUCACCACCCUUGCGAAAUGUUGCAUUUUUCUCGUACCGAUUAGAGCAAACUACAAACUACACAACAAAAUGGUAUCUUGUCUCCUUCAAGCUCCAAGUCAUUUUUACGCCGUAAACCCAGCUGGUCGUAUUCUGAACAGAUUGUCGCAAGACAUCAACAAUCUAGAUGACCUUCUGCCGUUUUAUUUAGUGAAUUUCGUUCACGAUGCGGCGCUUUCGCCUGGAGCUAUUAUCUUGUGUUUGAUAAGCAACAUCCUGUUAACGCCACUUAUCAUAAUCACAAUUACAAUUUGUUUUGGCUUGUCAAAAUUAUUCUUUAAUUCUGCCAUGGACAUCAAACGUUUAAUGUCUCAAGCUGGCAGUCCGUUGUAUUCCCACUUCUCAAACACCAUGGAGGGAUUGAGGAUUAUUCGCGUGCAUAAUAGACAAAAAGAAUUCACAAAAGUUUUGCUCAGGUAUGAACUUAAUUAUAAUGGGAUCAACGGUUGUAAAGCAGAUACUCUUACGAUUUAA